AUGGAAAAGCUCCAAUCCAAACCUGUAUCCAGCCAGGAAAAAUCCAGAUUAGCAAAGGGGAAAAAGCGAUCUGCUACUGAAGCCUUUGCCCCCAAGUCCACGACGGUUCAGGAUGCGCUUCAAGCACACCGCAAGAAUCCGUCACUUGGAAAAACCGUCACUUUCACACAUGGGUCCGAGAGCAGCCCCUUGGACAACGUGGCAACGGCCAAGACAGCAUCAUACAAGUCUACCAAGGGAUCAAAUUUAAGGGAACGUGCUCACGCAUUACUUUCCGUCCGACAGAAACUACCGAUAUACGAGCACGCAGAUGCAAUUAGACAGGCAUUGCGGGACAAUGACGUACUACUCUUGGUCGGGGAGACGGGUUCCGGAAAGUCAACGCAGAUCCCACAGUUCUUGGUCAACGAGCGAUGGUGCAAGAGGACGACCAUCAAAGGUGGCGCAAAGGUGGGAGGAUGUAUCGCCAUCACACAACCUCGAAGGGUUGCCGCCAUUUCACUGGCUCGACGUGUCGCCGAAGAGAUGGGCACGCCUCUGGGAAACUCCAGCCCCGCUUCGCAGGUUGGGUACUCGGUCAGGUUCGAGAACAGCACGAGUCCGGGGAUGAAAAUCAAGUUUCUGACGGAGGGCAUGCUUUUGCAAGAGAUGCUACGAGACCCUUGGCUGAGAGAAUACUCCGCCAUCGUGGUUGACGAAGUACAUGAGCGAGGUGUGAAUGUCGAUCUGGUGUUGGGGUUUUUGAGGAGGCUCCAAGAGCAGAGGAGUGCAGAUGACGGAAGAGGAGGCGUCGGUAUGAAGGUCGUCGUCAUGAGUGCUACAGCGGACAUGGAGAAGAUUCAGAGGUUUUUCGUUGUUGACUCACCGGAUGAUACUCGGCUCCAGAUGGACGACGACAAAGAAACUGACAAGCGCAAAGAACCUCCUGUUUCUAUCAAAAGCCAGUCCAAAGCGACCACGCUCUUCAUCAAGGGUCGUCAAUACCCCGUCACCGUCAAUUACGCACCCACCCCUGUCCCCGACAUAAUCGACGCCGCCUUCGAACGCAUCAAGCAUAUCCACACCCACUCUCCUCUCCCAGGAGACAUUUUGGUUUUUCUCACCGGCCAAGAAACGGUCGAAUCCCUCAUGAGCCUCGUGACCGCAUGGUCCGCGUCCAUCCUGAAAGACGCGACCCUCAACAAAACACUUCCCAAACUUCUCAUCCUCCCACUCUACGCCGCGCUCCCGUCCCCGGCCCAACAGCGGGUCUUCCAACCCACGCCCAAAUUCACGCGCAAGAUCAUCCUGGCGACCAACAUCGCCGAAACCUCCAUCACGGUCCCGGGGAUCCGACACGUCGUCGACACGGGCAAAGCCAAGCAACGACUCUUUCGACCUUCCCUCAACCUCGACACCCUCUUGACCGUGCCCAUCUCACGCAGUUCCGCCAACCAACGCUCCGGCCGGGCGGGCCGUGACGCGCCCGGCACGGCGUACAGACUCUACACGCGGUCCGAUUUCACCUCCCUCGCCCAAGACACCGAACCGGAGAUUUUGCGGUGCGACCUGUCCCAACUCGUCUUGACCCUCAAGGCCCACGGGAUCGACGACCUCUCCUCGUUUCCGUUCCUGACGACGCCACCUCGUCGUGCUCUCGAACGCGCCCUGGUCCACUUGCUUCAACUGUCCGCCUUGGACCCCAAAUCCGGACAAAUCACCGCGCUAGGUCGGGAGAUGAGCGUCCUCCCUCUACCCGCCAGCCUCGCCAGGGUGCUCCUCGCCAGCGCAGACCCAAACCACGCGUGCACGACCGAGAUCAUAGACAUCGUGUCCGCAUUGAGUGUGGAAAACGUCUUUCUCAACGUCCACCGUGGUGGUGAUUCUGGUCAGGAUUCUGUUGGGAAGAUGCCGUCUGAUCCAUUGAAGCCUGAAGCCAUGGUCAAGUCGAGCAACUCUCGCCCUGGGGGACGUACCGACACCACUACCGCCAGCACUGGCAACAAUCAUGGUGGUGGUGACGGUGAUGACGACGACGACGACGACGAUGAUGAUGAUGAUGAUGACAACUCGACAUCCCGAUCAAACAUCAUCUCUCAAAACCGCAACUCCCUCUACCGACGUGAAGGGGAUCACCUCACCCUCUUGACCACCGUUCGAGCCUACUCGGCCGAACAAACGGACCGUCGCCGCUGGUGUCAAGACCGGGGGAUUUCUCACCGUGCCAUGUCCGGAGCGAUGGACGUUAGGAAACAACUUGCGAAUAUAAUGGAGCGUCGUAAGAAAGCUUCGUCUUCCACUUCUACCACCAGUAACGGCACCAGCAGCGACGCCGUACACGACCCGACCACCCUCUCUACCAGAAUCCUCAAAACCCUCUUGACCGGAUUCCACACCAACGUCGCACGUCUGUCGAGUGACGGAUCUUACCGUACGUUGGUCACGAAUCAACCAGUGUCGAUCCAUCCGAGCAGUGUCCUUUUUUCUGUCGGCGGACCACCCACUUCCUCCGUGGACGAUGACGACGGCGGCAACAACACGAAAUCGACCAGAAAUACAGGUGUCGCGAGUACGGGCGGAGGAAGUCGUCGUAAAUUCCAAGGUAUAAUGUACAAUGAGUUCGUCUACACGGGUACAAAGGCCUACGCCAGGGGUGUGUCGGCGAUAGAGAUGAGAUGGGUCGAGGAGGUUUUGAAGUCUACACAGUAG
Molecule: messenger RNA, 2688 nt
Organism: Exophiala oligosperma
Lineage: Eukaryota; Fungi; Ascomycota; Eurotiomycetes; Chaetothyriales; Herpotrichiellaceae
Exons: 1
Coding region: 1-2688 (895 amino acids)
Cellular component (GO): catalytic step 2 spliceosome; intracellular anatomical structure
Molecular function (GO): ATP binding; RNA binding
Source: RefSeq, a predicted model, not a curated record